Messenger RNA from Staurois parvus, 403 nucleotides. The record is from the annotation of a GenBank genome assembly. NCBI's taxonomy places the organism in Eukaryota, Metazoa, Chordata, Amphibia, Anura, Ranidae.
GUGCCACUUUCAGGUCUCCUCACACUGCUGGUGUGUUCCAUUUUUUGUCAUAGGGUGCUGGCAGAUUACGGGCCUCCCAUUGCUGCUGCCAGGCCCCUAAUCUGCCAUGGGCCCCUGUACCGCCUCCUCAUGCUGCUGCCAGGUCCAGAGUGUCUCAUGGGUCCCUGUACGGCCUCCCAUUGCUGCUGUCUCCAUCGCCACACUCUGCCAUGUGCCACUUUCAGGUCUCCUCACACUGCUGGUGGGUUCCAUUUUUGUCAUAGGGUGCUGUAUGGCCUCCCAUUGCUGCUGCCUCCACCGCCAAACUGUGGCUCCACACUCUGGUUUUGGCCCCGUGACUGCCCAAAUGAGUGAAGUGUGCGGUGAUUCUAAGAUCGACGGCACUCAUCUGCAUGUCAUACUG